Molecule: messenger RNA, 1097 nt
Organism: Pecten maximus
Lineage: Eukaryota; Metazoa; Mollusca; Bivalvia; Pectinida; Pectinidae
Product: 17-beta-hydroxysteroid dehydrogenase 13-like
Exons: 6
Coding region: 82-990 (302 amino acids)
Cellular component (GO): lipid droplet
Molecular function (GO): oxidoreductase activity, acting on the CH-OH group of donors, NAD or NADP as acceptor
Source: RefSeq, a predicted model, not a curated record
CUACCACCGUUUUUACUGGAGUUCGGACCUGUUUACUUACAUUCACAGAGGAAAUAUUUACGUUUUCUACAAUAACAGGAUAUGGCAUCCAACGACAAGUUACUAAUGCUGUUGAAACUGCCAAUUUACAUCGUCUACUUCUAUCUGGAAGCAUUUGUGCGGAUGGUUUUUCUGCGGCCGUCCCGUAAAGAAGUGAAAGGAGAAGUCGUGUUAGUGACGGGGGCGGGGCAUGGCAUAGGACGGGAAAUCGCAUUGGAAUUUGGCCGAUUAGGAUCCAAAGUCGUAUUAUGGGAUAUCAACAAGAGUGGAAAUGAAUCUGUAGCUGCUGAAAUCAAAGCUUCUGGGGGUGAGGCUUAUCCUUAUGUCUGUGAUCUCUGUAAAACAGACGACAUCAAGACGGUAUCGGCUCGGGUAAAGAAGGAUGUCGGUGAUGUAGACAUCCUCGUCAACAAUGCCGGGAUCUUAUAUGGAGGAGAAAUGCUCAAAAUGAAAGAGGAGCACAUCCGUAGGACAUUUGAAGUCAACACACUUUCUCAUUUUUGGACCACCAGGGAAUUUUUGCCAGCGAUGAUUUCAAAAAAGAAAGGUCACAUCGUUACAAUCUCAUCAAUGUCUGCAAAAUCUGGCACGGCACUUCUGGUCGAUUACAGUUCUUCCAAGUAUGCUGCCUAUGGAUAUGCUGAGGCAAUGGAGGAGGAAAUGGACAGACUCGGACACAGCUACAUCAAGUUCACCACGAUCUGUCCAAUGUUUGUCAGCAGUGGGUUGGUCAAGGCUACUACAGAUGUAAAUGAAAGAUUGCUGACACCAAAGGAGGUUGCUAGGGCUACAGUAAAUGGAACAUUGUUGAACAGAGCUGUUGUUACAAUUCCGGAACAAUUGGCAUUCCAACUGCGCAUUGCAGCAUGGUUUCCACGGAAACUCAAUUUGUGGCUGAAGAAAGCAGGAAACUUAGGAAUUCAACCUCAGUACAAUACAAAACAAGAAUAAAGAAAUCAAAAACAAGAUUCAUUUAUAUAUUUUUGACAAUUGUUUUGUAUUGGUUUAUGUUCUAACACACGUAUUGGCAGAAAAUUGAAAUAAAAACGCAAUGUUGA